Messenger RNA from Candidula unifasciata, 495 nucleotides. The record is from the annotation of a GenBank genome assembly. Lineage: Eukaryota; Metazoa; Mollusca; Gastropoda; Stylommatophora; Geomitridae.
AUGGCAUCGGUGUCCCUCAUGUCGAAGCACAAGAAAAUAGCUUCGGCGCCUAGAACCUACGAUGCGGAUGGGUUUAAGAGACGAGCGGCUUGCAUUUGUUUCAGAGAUCGGAGAGAACAAGAGAUUCUGCUGAUUACCUCCAGCCAGGAUGUGGAGAAGUGGAUUGUUCCUGGAGGGGGCAUUGACCCAGGAGAAGAACCCUGGGAGGCAGCAGAGAGAGAGGCCCUGGAAGAGGCUGGGGUCACAGGUGUUGUAGACAGACUGCUGGGUGUCUUUGAGAACCAAGAGAGGAACUCCAGAACGUGGGUCUAUGCCUUCUAUGUGACCAGCCUUGAGGAUCACUGGAGCGAGUCUGUGAGCUUGGACAGAAGACGACGGUGGUUUCCUUUGGGAGAUGCCAAACUUGCCCUUUCCAAUCACAAGCCACCUUUGCUGAAUUACAUCCAGGUAAUUGAAGGCAUCCAGGUCACAGAGGGCAUUAAGGUCACCUCAUAG